Naegleria fowleri is the source of this 1191-nucleotide messenger RNA. RefSeq lists its product as uncharacterized. Bases 1 to 1191 code for a protein of 396 amino acids. The transcript has 3 exons. NCBI's taxonomy places the organism in Eukaryota, Heterolobosea, Eutetramitea, Acrasida, Naegleriidae. The record is from RefSeq and is a predicted model, not a curated record. Gene Ontology annotation, molecular function: phosphatidylinositol kinase activity. Gene Ontology annotation, biological process: phosphatidylinositol metabolic process.
AUGAAGAACACAACGACAACUGGUAGUUCCCCAACAACAACAACUUCUAUGGACACUGCCCUCUGCAAAGACAUUGAACAUCGUAUUAAAGCUGUAAUUCGAUAUUCAUUGAAGCGAACAGCAGAAGAAGGAGAAAAGUAUGCCAAAGAAAUGGAAAAGGAAAAAUCCAUCAAAAUGCCAAAAACAAACGAAUCCAAGUCCUACUCAUUCAAAGAUUUUCGUCCCCUCGAUUUCGGAAUACUUCGUAAACUUUGUGGAAUGAAUGAUCGUGACUACUUUGCCUCGAUUGGUCACUCCAAAUUCGAAUGGCAUGAAAUGAAUGGUAAAAGUGGUUCCAUGUUCGCUCUCACUGAAGACAGAAAACUCAUGAUAAAAACAAUUUCAAAAGAUGAAAGCAAAACCAUUCGAAAUAUAAUAGUCCCUCAAUUACUGGAAUACAUGAAGAAUGAACCCAAUACAUUCAUUGUCCCAAUUUUUGGUUUACACAAAUUUUCACUCGACAACAAAUCUGAAUUGAGAUUUGUCGUGAUGAAAUAUCUCUUUCAACCACCACACUCUUCACUACCUUCCACUCUAUUGAGUACAUCGUCUCCAUCGACGAGUAGUUCAGCAACAUCUCCCAAUUCUCCAUCCUUGGGUAGUAAUAAUGGUGGUUCGAGUGGUGGAUGGAAUGCACCACUCGGAAGCGUCGGAAUGGAAAUGGAUAAAAUUUAUGAUUUGAAAGGUUCAACCACUGACCGUACAGCAAAGGAGGGAGAAACGAUAUUGAAGGAUGUGGAUUUGAUUAAUGACAAUAUCAAAUUUAAUGUGGGACAGGAUUUGGUGACUGAAUUGUUAUUCCAAUUUAAAAAGGAUGUCAAUUUUUUAACCUCUUGUGAAGUGAUGGAUUACUCACUCGUAGUUGGUAUCACGCAUCCUAAAGAUACUGCUAUGGAUAUGGCACUUCAGAAUUGUAUCAAAUACAAUCGAGAAGAAAAAUUACGAGAUAAAUUCCAUGUCAUGGUCAACACUCAGAACAAACAAGAAUAUUACUUUUUGGGAAUUGUGGAUUAUUUCACAAAAUAUGGACUCAUGAAAAAAGCUGCGAAAAACAUUAAGAGUAUGAAGAAUGAUCCUUCAACGAUUUCAACUGUGCCACCCAGCAGCUAUUCGGAUCGAUUUAUGCAAUUUGUUUUCAAAAUAUUUGUUUAA